This is a messenger RNA of Abrus precatorius (Indian licorice), 1059 nucleotides long. Its product is annotated as GDSL esterase/lipase At1g71691-like. Gene Ontology annotation, molecular function: hydrolase activity, acting on ester bonds. The transcript is spliced from 5 exons. The record is from RefSeq and is a predicted model, not a curated record. Bases 1 to 1059 code for a protein of 352 amino acids. Lineage: Eukaryota; Viridiplantae; Streptophyta; Magnoliopsida; Fabales; Fabaceae.
AUGGCUAGCGUCAAACUUUUUUGGAUUAUAUCUCUAAUCCUAAUCCACCAAACUUUCUUGGCCAAUGCCUAUUGUACAAAGAGUCUUGUACCCGCUUUGUAUGUUUUUGGUGAUUCUAGCGUAGAUGCUGGAAAUAAUAACAAUCUUAACACACCUGCUAAGGCAAACACAUUUCCACAUGGCAUAGACUUCAAUAACUGCUCCACCGGCAGGUUUAGCAAUGGAAAAACCUUUGCAGACAUUGUUGCUAUUAGGUUGGGUUUACCGAUGCCACCUCCAUACCUGGGUGUUUCUGAAACUGAGAGAUAUCAAAUAGCCACAGGAAUUAACUAUGCAUCAGCUUCAUCUGGAAUCCUAAAUUCAACUGGAGAUGGAGAAUACUUGUCAUUAGACAAACAAAUUGAAUAUUUCACCUCAACUGUGGAGCAUGAUCUUCCAAGAAUUUUGUCUAACAAAAUAAAAUUGAGGCGUUACUUAUCCAAAUCCAUAUAUCUACUGUCAAUUGGAGCUAAUGAUUACACAUUGGGUUAUUUGAGAAAUGUUAUGGGAACUAACAACAACGUCAAUCCCGAAGAAUAUGCAAGUUUCCUCUUAAAGCAAUUUACUUCACAUAUAAAGAAAAUUUAUGAUUUAGGAGCACGAAAGUUUGUGAUUGUUAGCAUUGGUCCAGUUGGGUGCAUCCCUGGUUUGAUUAUUAGAACAUUGCAUUCCCAAUAUUGCAAUGAAGAUAUUAAUCAAAAGAUUAAACCCUACUCAGACAAACUCCAUGGAACUCUCCAAGAGUUGCAAACCCAACUUCCAAGUUCAAAAUUCAUUACCAUGGACACUUACAACUUAUACAAAGUAAUUAGAAAUUCUCCUGAAAAAUUUGGGAUCACCAAUGUUUUUGACUCAUGCAUUGGGCAAGGAGAAAAAAUUUGUGAAAAUCGGAAGCUAUAUUACUUUUAUGAUCCUGCGCACACCACCGAAGCUGUAAAUGAGAUAUAUGCAAAGGAAUGCUUUAGCGGAAACCAGACGUGCUUUCCUUUUAAUAUUAAGCAAUUGAUUCAUUCCCAUUAA